AUGAAGCUCUCCAUCGAGGUGGAGAUCCAGCCCGAAGAGGUGGCGCUCGCCACGGAGCUGUUCAAGUUGCUCAGGUCGCUGGCGCAGGAGGUGGGCGCUUCGGCGCCCGCGGUGAAGGAUCCGGGGGCGGUGCUGCGCGGCCUGAUCGAGAAGCUCGUGGACCCGUCGCGCCUAGACCAGGUUGCAGCCGAUGUAACAACUAUUCUGCAUGACACGUCCGUGGGUUCCCAGGAGUCCAGAUUCGAUGAGCUUGAGAAGGCGUUCCUUGAAGUGACCUUCAAUCAAGAGUAUGUCUGCCGGAGCCAGAGUGUUUUGCCCUUCCUGCAGCUCAUUCCCAAGCUCAUGGACCCCUACCGGACAAAGCUGCGAGACAAGCUCAUCAGCACGGUGAUGCAAGUGCUGGUGAUCAAUAGACCAGUAGAUGCAAAGAGGGAAGAAUUCUUUCUGUACGCGGAGGCCUUUGCUGGGCUUGUUCAGAUGGAGUACAUAUCAAUCAGCGGUGCUGCGCAGACAAUAGACAGGCUGCUGCAGAAACCAGAGAACCGCGCAGCCUCCCUCACUGUGCUGGGGAAGACGUCGGAGCUGUGCUCAAAGCAGAUGCUUGAAAAGUGCGACAAGAAGGCAUUGGAAAGUCUGAGGACAACUGUCCAGGGCAUCAAGGAAGAGCCAUUUCAUUUUGAUGUCAACUACAUAUCCAAAUGCAUGGGGUGGACGCACCCGCUGCUGGUACAGUCGCCUCUUGCGCCAGGCAAGCAUUCGGCCCUUGGUAACGAACCAGCUUCAACCACAGCCACUGGCACCUCCAGCUCGGCUAGUGCAGUCUCCCUGGUCCCUGUCUCCUCCUGGGAGGGCCACAGCGACCAAAUCUUUGCUAUGUGCUUCGACCCCACCUCACGCAGCCUGAUCACUGGUGGCAAAGAGGGCACUUGCUUGGUUUGGUCGGAAGAGGGCGCCAUCACUCAAAGGAUUCCCAUGCCCGAGCACUUCGUCUGCGCCCUGGACAUGUAUUCUCAACAGCACAUGCUGCUUGCUGUGGGAAUGGCCAGCGAUGAGGGCAAGAAGGAGCCCCCUUGCAUCGCGCUGUUCGAUCAGGAGAAGGGCUGGCGCCGAUGCGGCUACAUCAACCGGACGGGCAACGCCCUGGUAUCUUGCAUCCGCGCCGUCCACGGCCCCGGCUCCAAUGGCUUCGCCACGGGCGAGGAGGUGGGCUCAGGGGCGCCCAUGGAGGAGCGCGUGUGCUACUACGACUUGGCCACCGCCACAAACCUAUCCACCCUGGAGCCCCUGGCCUUCAUGAGCGGCCACGAGGACAUGGUGGCCAGCGUGGUGUCCUCCACCACGCACCCCUACGUGCUGUUCUCGGGCUCCCGGGACCAGACGGUCCGGGUGUGGGACCGCCGCACGGCCGCGGCGCCCACCAUGCUGGGGACGUACGACGCGGCCUCGGGCAAGGCGGUGGCCCACAGCCGCAUGGUCACUUGGCUGGACGUCUCCAACAUGGACCUCGUUAGCUCGGGUGGCGACGGCUGCGUGGCCCACUGGGACCUCCGCAAGCUCUCCAGCUCCGCCGCUGGCAGCCCCCCCAUUCAGCGCAUCAAGCUUGGCGGCCAGCUGGUGCUUAAGGUUGCACUGAACUACGCGCCGCGCCCGGGGCUCGUGGCAGCCGCGUCCAUGGACGCCCUGCACCUCAUCGACCUGCGGAGCGGCGCGGAGAUCGCCCCGGGGCCGGGGACGGCGAACGGGCGCCUCCGCAGCACGCGGUACUUCGAUCUGAAGUGGUCGGAGGGCAGGAAUCGGCUGUACGCAUCCAGCGAGAUGAAGAUCGAUGUGUUCAGGCUGCAGUGA
Ostreobium quekettii is the source of this 1845-nucleotide messenger RNA. NCBI's taxonomy places the organism in Eukaryota, Viridiplantae, Chlorophyta, Ulvophyceae, Bryopsidales, Ostreobiaceae. The record is from the annotation of a GenBank genome assembly.